AAACACAAAUACAGAAACACCAUGGAUAACAGUAAGACAACGACAUUGCUCUUGUUCAUGUUCUUGUUCACGCUCCUCCUCACCACCUCUCUUUCUAAAGAUCUUUGUCACAAAGAUGACAAAAAAACCCUCCUCAAGAUCAAGAAAUCACUUAACAACCCUUACACCAUCAUCUCCUGGGACCCCAAAGACGACUGCUGCUCGUGGGUUUCCAUUGAGUGCGGCGACGCCACCGUUAACCACCGCGUCACCUCCUUAGACAUAUCAAACGACGAGCUCUCCGCUCAGAUCCCGCCUGAAGUCGGCGACUUACCUUAUCUGCAAACUCUCAUCUUCCGCAAACUCCCUAAUCUCACCGGUGAAAUCCAACCCACCAUCGCCAAGCUCAAAUAUCUCAGUUUUCUCUGGCUCAGCUGGACCAAUCUGACCGGCCCUGUUCCUGCAUUUCUGAGCCAGCUCAAGAACCUCGAGUACAUAAACCUUUCCUUCAAUGACCUCUCUGGUUCCAUACCAAGCUCUCUCUCUUUGUUACCUAAACUCGGGUUUCUUGAACUCAGCAGGAACAAGCUUACAGGUCCAAUACCAGAGUCAUUUGGGUCGUUUCAAGGACAAGUCCCUGACCUUUUCCUAUCGCACAACCAGCUCUCUGGUUCCAUACCAAAAUCACUAGGCAAGCUCGACAUUUACCGGAUCGAUCUUUCCCGUAACAAGCUUCAAGGUGAUGCUUCAAUGUUGUUUGGAGCCAACAAAACGACAUGGUCCAUUGAUUUAUCAAGAAACAUGUUCCAGUUCGAUCUCUCCAAAGUUAAGGUCGCUAAGACAGUUAAUCAAUUAGACUUGAAUCACAAUGGGAUCACAGGGAAUAUUCCUGUUCAAUGGACUGAACUUAGUCUUCAGUCAUUCAAUGUUAGCUAUAACAGACUGUGUGGACGCAUCCCAAAGGGUGGGGAUCUUCAGAGAUUUGAUUCUUAUGCCUAUCUUCACAACAAGUGUCUGUGUGGUGCACCUCUUCAGAGUUGCAAGUGAACAUUCAAGCAAUCAAAGCUUUAUCUUUUCAAAAUAAAUCAAUAAAGUCUCAAGACAACUGUAUUUUCCAUUCCGAAUGAUUAAUAAAUACAUGAUCCAAUCUUGCAUUUGAUGAAAA
This is a messenger RNA of Eutrema salsugineum, 1144 nucleotides long. RefSeq names its product polygalacturonase inhibitor 2. Bases 22 to 1026 code for a protein of 334 amino acids. The record is from RefSeq and is a predicted model, not a curated record. The transcript has 2 exons. NCBI's taxonomy places the organism in Eukaryota, Viridiplantae, Streptophyta, Magnoliopsida, Brassicales, Brassicaceae. Gene Ontology annotation, molecular function: protein binding.